Molecule: messenger RNA, 4541 nt
Organism: Meriones unguiculatus (Mongolian gerbil)
Lineage: Eukaryota; Metazoa; Chordata; Mammalia; Rodentia; Muridae
Gene: Chst9
Product: carbohydrate sulfotransferase 9
Exons: 6
Coding region: 301-1593 (430 amino acids)
Biological process (GO): proteoglycan biosynthetic process; carbohydrate biosynthetic process
Cellular component (GO): membrane
Molecular function (GO): sulfotransferase activity
Source: RefSeq, a predicted model, not a curated record
UCAGCGAUCUGCGAGGCCAGCACUGCUCUGCUCCCUUAGUGCUCCGUUCCCGCAACCGGGCGUCCCGCCGCGCCGAGACAAUUCGGGAGAGUUUGCCCCGGAGCGCCGGCAAGUUUCUUCCCCAGUCCGCUCUGCCAGAGCGAGAGCGAGUGGUACCUGCAAAGCGCCAGAGACGGAUGCUGAGGUUAUUCUGUGAACUUAUCCUCAGGAGACCAAGAAAAUAUUGAGACUCCAUGGAGAAAUAAACCUUGCAGCCUUUCAAUUCAGACAUGAAAAAAACUGCAGCCAUCUGAAGUGGCCAUGAACGCCAAACAAGUCUUCCUUUCUGUCCUGCUUUUUGGGACAGUAGGGCUUCUUUUCUUCAUGUAUUUGCAAGUCUGGAUUGAAGAACAGCAUACAGGGAGAAUAGAGAGAAAAAGAGAACAAAAAGGAGUAUCAGAAUGGCGGCUGGUGCAUUCCUCACAGCGUGUGCCCAGGACCGUGACUACAGGAAAAAUCCAGAAACACAUCGUCAAUCAGAACUCCUACAUUCACAUGCCUGAGGAUCUAAAGAAAAAAGGGGAAAAUCUGCUCAACCUGGGGAGUAAGAUUUUAAAGAAGAAUAGCCAUUCACAAAGGGAGGAUCAAGCUCCUGGAUCAUCAACAGAUACCUCAAUAGAAAUUCCUCAAGGUGCUAAGCCUCGAGUUUUUCAGCAGCCCAUCAAGAUGGAUUGGCCACUGGUCACUCGGCCCUUAAACAAAAGUUCAGUCCAAGACAAUAAGUGGAAGAAGGCAUAUGCAAUCCAGGAGAAACGUAGGUCCUUCCUUCAUGAGUUUUGCAAGAAAUAUGGUGGAAUAAAUGAUCCUCAAGCCAAUCUUUACAGUAUAGUAUCCAGAAUCUACGUGGAAGACAAGCACCGAGUCCUGUACUGUGAAGUACCAAAGGCUGGCUGUUCUAAUUGGAAAAGAAUUCUGAUGGUCCUAAAUGGGUUGGCUUCCUCUGCAUACAAUAUCUCCCAUGAGGCUGUACACUAUGGGAAGCAUUUGAAAACACUGGCUAGUUUUGACUUGAAGGGCAUAUACACGCGUUUGAAUACCUAUUCCAAAGCUGUGUUUGUUCGAGAUCCCAUGGAAAGAUUAGUGUCAGCAUUUCGGGAUAAAUUUGAGCAUCCCAAUAGCUACUACCAUCCAGUGUUUGGAAAGGCAAUCAUAAAGAAAUACCGACCAAAUGCCAACACACAAGCAUUAAAUAAUGGAUCCGGAGUCCAAUUCAAAGAAUUCGUCCACUACUUACUGGAUAAUCACCGUCCAGUGGGAAUGGAUAUUCACUGGGAAAAGAUCAGCAAACUCUGUUAUCCAUGUUUGAUCAACUACGACUUUGUAGGGAAGUUUGAAACAUUAGAAGAAGAUGCCAAUUACUUUUUACAUGUGAUUGGUGCUCCAAAAGAGCUGAAAUUUCCAAACUUUAAGGAUAGGCACUCCUCUGAUGAAAGAACCAGUACUCAAGUGGUUAGGCAGUAUUUAAAGGACCUGAGUAGAGCUGAGAGACAGCUCCUCUAUGACUUUUAUCACUUGGACUAUUUGAUGUUUAAUUACACUGCUCCACAUUUGUAAUUUGCAUUCAUUUUCUAAAGCCCCACAUUGGCUUAAUGAUGAUGGCCUCAAAUCAGCUACUGUAAUUUUUCUACAAUUCUCUGUAUGGGGGAAAUUUAACUAAGUGAAGUCUUGAUUGAAUGAAGUUUUUAUGUUUUUGUUUUUUUGUUUUUUUAACCAAAGAGUAUGACAGCAAUUGGCUCAAAGUUAUUGAAAAAAUCAUCUCAAGGAGACAUGUAAACAACUUGAUGUGCUUUUAAAUGGGAAAAGAGCUGUUUUGGCAUCGUGGCUUAUACUGUGGAAGCAAUAACCUAGCCAGCUGUUACAUUAACCAAGAAAGCCUCUUGCAUGUAAAAUAAGGGGGUCAAAAUGGUGAGAAUUAUGCAUCCAAAUCUUGGCACUCAUCAUCUAACAUGCAUGAAUCUAUUCUUAGCAGUCUGUGGAAAAUACAUCAAAUGAUUGGAUACUUUUCUUAUGCCCUGAAUCUUCCUAUCCACUGGAAUGAUAAAUCCAUUUUUAAGUGUUUGGGCAUAGGCAUUUUACUAUUGAUCUGGAGGCAUUCUGUGAUUUACAGCAUGAGAAUAGAGCAGAAAAACAGAUGAAGUCGUGGCUUUUUUUAAUUUAACAGCCAGUAAAAAAUGCACAACAUACUAAGAUCAAAACAACAAAAGCCACCUUUCUCUUCUAGGAAAAACUUCAGGGGAUUGAUUUUUUUGUGGACGGUGGGGAGUUUGAGCCCUCCAUGAAGAGACAAAAUGAGAACAACCAAGUAGGUCCUCAUUUCUAAACAUCAUCAGAUAGAAAUGUGCUCUUAAUUCUGCUUUAAUUGGGAAAGGGGCAAUUGUUUCAGUAUGGAAUAAUCAUCAAAACCAAAAGCUGCCAUUCUGAAUAUAGACCUCUAGCAAUAACAACGUUUUAUAAGAAUAUUAUUUGAAUCAAAGCACCAUGUGUGUAGCUUUCUGUGUGGAAUACACUCUAAGAAUAGCUUUUGUUUGCAGUCUAAUUAUUCAGCUUGGGAAUGACUUUUUAAGAACUAAUAUACCACUUCAAAGACAGGUUAUGUUCUAGAAAAUAAAUAUAACAAGAGCCCCUAGAAAUGCUUUUAAUAGGCUUAUGAAUAAGCAAAUUAAGGUAUUUUCUUCUUGAGUUAAAACACGCUCUACUAACAAAGUCAAAAUACCAUUGCAAUCAAAUAUUAAAUCAAAGUCUUGGGAAAACAGGACCAUGUGUCAUUCGUAUGAAAAGUUGUAAUACCCUUUAAAAAAUUUUUCCGAGGGAUCUUAAAUUUAAAGGCACAUUCAGAUGAGAAGUGCCUUUUAAUUAGUUAACUACUACCCUAACUUAAGCAAACCACAGGUCAAUCAAAUCCUGUUUAAAUGCCUUUCUUAAAUAUGUUUCUCUUCCUAAGCCAUUAUACUUGAUCAGUAAAUAUUCAACUAUGUCUUGCAAAGGAAACUGUGUCUUAAUAUUUGAAUAUUAAUAGACCAAGAUUCUUAUACUCAUACGUGUCUCAUUUUGAUUUUCCAUUUCAUGGCUGAGUAUUCAUGAAUUGCUUCACUCUGUACACACACCCACCCUAUCUCCUCCAUAUCUCACAGGAGAGGGUAAACUGCAGCGGGCCAAGUCAUCAAAAGUAUUAAACAUUCCACACCAACCUUUUACUACUUUUCCACCCCAUUUCCUUGUGCCUCUAGACCAUACACUUAAGCCUAGUAAUCUAAAUUAUAGAAAUUAAAAUGAUGCUGUACUGGAUAGAGUGGAUUCCUACUAACUUAGCGACCUUAAAAUUAUCUUUUUUUCUGGAGAGAAAAAAGAUAAACAUUACAGAGACCUGAAAGGUUCUUCUUGAACCACACAGAGCUCAUUUUAUUCAGGACCUGUUACAAAGGCUGUUUCUCAAAGGCAUUCCUAAGUGGAAGUAAGAAACAAUGGUAACACACACACACAUAUAUAUAUAUGCAUAUAUAUGCAUAUAAUUUAUAAAUUAAAACUUCUUCAUAGGUUUCGUAUGAAUAGAAAAACGGUAUGCUACAUGGAGUUGGGUAUUCCCUGUGCCUUCUUCACUGGGAAGUGUGGGGCCAUUCUUAACAUGGAUAAGUGGGGACAGCUCCACUUACUUGUUUUCUGACCCUUUCUAUGCACAUAAUCACAGGUCACAUUUUGCUCCUUUCUCAAACAGACUCUGUGAUUGACCCCCUGCACAGCUGUGCAUUCAACAGCCCAGGUCUGACUUUUUCUCUCUGAAUAACAACCUGCUGUAUACCCUCUUCUUUCUAUGGCUCUACGUCAGACCCAAAGAAGCCAGCCGCCAUCCUAGCUCUGUUGUUAUAUUUAAGUAUCUGCUUCAUUCAUCCACCCUCAACUGUCUUCCUUUGCGGGCCAGCUCAAGUUCACAUUCGUUGUAUCUGCUUGUGGACAUAAAUCCAUUUGGGUGCAGUACUAGGCAGACAUAAUUACAUGCAUGUAAAAGCAAUAGAACUAGUCCAGACUCCCCUUACAGGUGUCCAGCCUUCCUGCUGUACAUGAGGUGUGAUUACACACCCUCUGAUGAACCCACAAGUACCUAUUUGCUUUAACACUGGGCAAUAGCUUGGGUCACAGGACUCUUCAUUCUGCUGUUCCCGGCUGGAAUUCCUAUUAAGAUAUCAAGUUGACAAUAAAUCUAAAAGCCACAAGUACUUAACCUGGAAACCACCAACGCAUAGGCAUAAUUAUGUGAUUGCCCCAGAGACUGCCACAGCCUUUAGCAGGAUAUAUAAGUACAAAACACCCAAUUUUCUGAUUUCCUCCUAUGUGUUUGGAAAUACCCAUUAAGUCAGUGGAAAUGUGAGGCCACAUGCUAUCUUCUCUAACUUCACAGUCUAUAAAAUAUUCCCCAGCAACUCAAGAACUACUUGGCUGCUCUUCAUAAUUAGAAGGAAGGGGGAAAAAUCUUGCAUUUUGUGAGAACUUAUUCUUCAAAGAGGUGC